CCCCGGCAUGCCGCCGUGCUUGGGGCGGCGAAAUGUCUAGAGCCGCCCCUGAGUGUGGGUACGUGUGCCCCGCCUGCAGUCACACCUGCUGGCUGUAGGGAGGGCCCUGGUAUGCGUAGUCUGGACGGGAGGAACUGCCCUCCACGCUUCCCUCUUCACGGGGCUUUUUAGAGGAAGGCUAUUGCACUAUAAAGGAAAAUGUCUUUUUUUUCAAAAAUAUUACUGCAACCAGAAGUUGAAGAAUACCUUGGAACCAUGUUUAGAAAUAAGGAGCUCAUAAGUGCUUUAGGCACUCUGGAAGCGGAGAGGAAAUAUGAAUCUCUGUUAAAUUGUCUAACUCAUCCUCCAGCUUUCACAACUGUUAGAGUUAACACUCACUUGGCUUCAGUGAAACAAGUGAAAAAUCUGCUGUUUGAAGAGAUCCACAAGCAGUUUAAAGAUCUUAGUGUGCCAGUUCUUCAGCACCCAGAACUCCAGGACAUCUUACUUAUUCCUGUCAUUGGACCCAGGAGGGAUCUGCGAAAGCAAUCAUCUGAAGUCAUUGUUGGAGCCCAGUGUGGGAAUUCAGUGCUACGAGGAGCGCAUGUCUUCGUUCCAGGAAUCAUAUCUGCUUCAAAAUUUAUGAAAGCUGGAGAUGUGGUCUCUGUAUACUCUGAUAUUGAAGGGAAGUGUAAAAGAGGAGCCAAAGUAUUUCUGGGAACCAAAGUUUUUAUUGGAAAUGGGAUUUCUGAAUUGAGUCGCAGUGAAAUCUUCAGUUCAAGUGGCUCACUCAAAGGAAUAGGUGUAAGAAUGACAGACCCAGUCUACCUUAGUCCUUCGUUGGACAAUGUGCUGUCCAGUUAUUUGUUUUUGCAGAACUUGCCUUCUGCAGUUGUAAGCCAUGUUUUAAACCCUCAGCCAGGAGAGAGAAUUCUGGACAUGUGUGCUGCACCUGGGGGAAAAACAACCCAUCUUGCAACAUUAAUGCAUGAUCAGGGUGAAGUGAUAUCCAUGGACAAGACAGCUAACAAAGUCAAAAAAAUCAAGCAGAAUGCAGCAUUGUUGCAGCUGAAUUGUGUUAAAGCAUUUUGCUGUGAUGGAACUAAGGCACUUGCGAUUGGGAAGAAAGAAGAUGGGCAAGAAGGCCCUCCAUUCUCAGCAGAGUCAUUUGAUCGAAUUCUUCUUGAUGUUCCUUGUAGUGGGAUGGGACAGAGACCAAAUAUGGCCUAUUUCUGGACUCUAAAAGAAGUGAUGUCUUAUCAGCCAUUGCAACGCAAGCUUUUCAGCACGGCAGUGAAAUUGCUGAAGCCAGGGGGCACUUUGGUGUAUAGUACAUGUACAAUUACCCUGUCUGAAAAUGAGGAGCAAGUCGCCUGGGCCCUGGAAACUUUUCCCUGCCUCCAGCUUCAGUCACAGGAACCACAUAUUGGAGGAGAGGGCAUGAUGGGAGCUGGAUUGUCACUUGAUCAGCUGAAGCUGCUGCAGAGGUUUGAUCCAUCCAGUGUGACUUCAUGUGAAAUGGAUAUUAACUCUUUGCAGGAUUCCAGGGAAGAAGACCUGAUCUUGCUGGCAAAUAAAGACUGUAUAGGAUUUUUUAUUGCAAAAUUUAUUAAAUUGAACAGCAAAUAGACAUUUAGCAACACAACCCAAAAAAACACCUUUUGAGUUAAGAAUGGUCCAACUGUUAACUGUGUCUUCUGCAUUGUUGUCAAGCUAACAGGCUGAUGACAUGAUUUCUAUAGCAGCCGUAAAAUCUCCUAGCUGUUUUACUGGGAUAGAGUCACAGUUGCAGGAGUGUUGAUUCAUUUUUAUGUCUCCAUUAGCUUUUGUAUUUAUAGUAGGUCAGUGGUGGAAGGAAAGGUAAAUGGAUUCAGAUUACUGGUUGUUGACUUAGUGUACAGUAUUGCACAUUUAGAUUACUGCUUGUUUUCUGUUUUAACUUGUUGGUUUAAUGUGUACGGUAUUGCAUAGGAACAGGUUUUGCUAUGGGAAUUUAAAUGUUAUAAAAUGCAAAAAAAUCCAGAUUAAGUACACUGAUAAACAUAAAGUCAAAUUUUGUAAAGAAUGAUAGUUUCUAUAGUGAUGUGAAAUAGUUGCAUUUCAUAAAGAGCUGUUUUAUAAAUUAAUAAUUAUAACAUCUCCUCUCCUUUAUCUUACUCUAUUCAUAUUAUAGACACACAAUACAAUAGGCUUUGUAGCAUGUAUUUUACAGCAGCAUAUGUAUACUGCCCCUCUCCCUUCAGGGAAUGAAAGAUACAGUGCUUCAAGGUCAAAUUUCCCAUUUGUAAGCCUGGAGCAGUUCAGACACAGCACUGCUGGACUGAUUGACUAGGGACAGUUUUAAAGUCCAAUAUCACUUGCACCAUGAGGGCUACAGUCUAAUAAUAAAUGCCAUUGGGAUGGUGAAUCUCUCAGCUUUUUCAUGGCACAGAGUAUCACAUUCCUAUCUCUACCUGGCAGAUUGUGACAUCUAAUCCUAUAAUUACAGAAUCAUAGAAAUAUAGGGCUGGAAGGAACCUCACGGUCAGCAAGCGCAGGUCCCUGCACUGAGGC
Molecule: messenger RNA, 2532 nt
Organism: Chelonoidis abingdonii (Abingdon island giant tortoise)
Lineage: Eukaryota; Metazoa; Chordata; Testudines; Testudinidae
Gene: NSUN6
Product: NOP2/Sun RNA methyltransferase 6
Biological process (GO): RNA methylation
Molecular function (GO): RNA methyltransferase activity; RNA binding
Source: RefSeq, a predicted model, not a curated record